Messenger RNA from Bacidia gigantensis, 1398 nucleotides. RefSeq lists its product as uncharacterized. Bases 1 to 1398 code for a protein of 465 amino acids. The record is from RefSeq and is a predicted model, not a curated record. Lineage: Eukaryota; Fungi; Ascomycota; Lecanoromycetes; Lecanorales; Ramalinaceae. The transcript has a single exon.
AUGCCUGAAGACCAAGACGAAGAGCAGAUCACCAGAGAUGCAUAUACACAUUAUCGCAACCCUCUCGAAGUGCAGCGCCAGCAAUCCCAGUCAAUUCCACCCGUCUGCGAUCCAACAGCGUGUCAGUCACCCCUUGAUGAAUUGCCACAUUCUCUAAACCCGUCUACAAUUAUCACAAGCCUUGAGGAAACGACUGCCCAUUGCAGAUUGUAUACGCUUUGCACCCGCUCUACACCGGAGAUCCAUUAUACUGGUAAAGCGUUCAAUCUACAUGGGCUUUCUAGGCAGAUACGAAAUUCUCGAAUCAGGAAUCUAAAGAGGGCAGCAUCGAGGCCGGACUUUCUCCACUCGGAAGACUCGCAUGGGCUGAAAUGGCUGGUAUUUAUUCUGCCUAUCGAAAGCGCGGGAAGUGACAAGAUGAAACUUGAACCAGCUGGGUCUGCAAGUAAUGCCAGAGUCCUAUCAAUGAAGAGUUCCUUGCCGCCUAGAAUCGACGAACAUAUUUAUUUGGACCUGGAAUUUUUGCAACUCGAGGAGUGUGAUGGAGACGGUCAAUCUACCGAGCUUGAGACAUUGGCUUUGAAGGAUCAGAUGAAAGAGAAUUCAAAGACAUCUUGUCAGACAGAAUAUGCCAGGGCCAAACAACAACGAAGAAGACAAGCCAAGAGACAGCAAGAGAGAAAUCGUCAAAUCCGCGACCAAACCCAUAAUGAUGCCAACUGUACCGGCGUUCUGCGUGAGGAGUGUAAUAUUCCGGGCGCUACUCGACGGAUCUCAAGCGUAUUGAUAUCUAGUUCAACGCAGACAGAUAUCGGAGGAGGGCCUUUGGAGCACUCUUUUCAUUCACCAAACCAUGUCAAAGACAUCCUUCAAGGGAUACCUCUCAGGCCUAGGUAUGGACAAGACACCCGUAACUUUCAAGAUAUAGAAUUCACAGUGAACCGAGCUUCUGCUCCCAGUGACUACGAUUCUCUUAUGGGUCGCUUGAUGAUGGUGUUCCUGAAAAGGAGAUGGCAAGACUCAUUCAUUGACGACUUCUUUAAGGCUGCCUGUACCUAUUGCAAAACGAGGACCAAACCUAAUUUCACGAGUCUCGCGCUUGGUCGCGUGAUGGAAAUCUAUUAUCAAGAAGCGGACCCUUUCAGACCCAUUGUGUGUCGCUCCCUCGACCUAAAGCAACAAGGUUGGGUGAAAAUAGGCCUCUAUACGAUACCAUUCGCAUGGGAUGAAGUCGUGUCUCUGGUCAUACAACUUCAACGACUGCCGGAUCCUUAUGACCACAACGGCAAUCAUUCAUCUUGUAGAUUGGCGGAUUCGAGUCUGACUACCGAAGAGGUGCAGGAUUCCUCAGAACAUCACAGUCAAACAGAAGCGAUCACGCAGACUCCGUCCCACUAA